Messenger RNA from Solanum stenotomum, 396 nucleotides. Its product is annotated as MADS-box protein SVP-like. Gene Ontology annotation, biological process: regulation of transcription by RNA polymerase II. The transcript has a single exon. NCBI's taxonomy places the organism in Eukaryota, Viridiplantae, Streptophyta, Magnoliopsida, Solanales, Solanaceae. Bases 1 to 396 code for a protein of 131 amino acids. The record is from RefSeq and is a predicted model, not a curated record. Gene Ontology annotation, molecular function: DNA-binding transcription factor activity, RNA polymerase II-specific; RNA polymerase II cis-regulatory region sequence-specific DNA binding; protein dimerization activity.
AUGGAUAAAAAGACCGGAAAGGGUAGGCAAAAGAUUGAAAUGGAGUUGACUGAGUCUAAGGAAGCACAUUGUUACUUUCUCAAAAAGGAAAAAAAAAGAUUGUUCAAGAAAGUGGAUGAGUAUUCAAAUCUGACCGGAGCAGAUGUUGAUGUUUUACUCUUUUCACCAAGUGGAAAACUAUAUUCCUAUUGCUCCACGAGUAUAGAUGAAAUUACUGAUAAAUUUUUUUAUUUAAAACUUGAUGAUCGCCAAGGUGAAGGUGAUCAUGCCGAUGUGGGCAAAUCAAAUGUCUUUGAAGCAUUUGAAGAACUUCGUAAAGAAAUACAAGCAUUGGACAAGAAACAAAAAGAGCACCCUCACUCAGGCAUACUGUUACACAAAUAUCUACAUUGCUAA